This is a messenger RNA of Cryptomeria japonica (Japanese cedar), 3514 nucleotides long. Its product is annotated as chaperone protein ClpB3, chloroplastic. The record is from RefSeq and is a predicted model, not a curated record. Gene Ontology annotation, cellular component: cytoplasm. The coding region runs from base 235 to 3177 and encodes 980 amino acids. Lineage: Eukaryota; Viridiplantae; Streptophyta; Pinopsida; Cupressales; Cupressaceae. Gene Ontology annotation, biological process: cellular response to heat; protein refolding. Gene Ontology annotation, molecular function: ATP hydrolysis activity; ATP binding. The transcript has 10 exons.
GGAUAUCUGGCCUCCGUCAUAAUGAAUUCUACGCUGUUCGAAAAUAUUCUCAACAAUUCUAGAAGCGUAGUGAAGGGGGCUUUCUUUACUUAAAUCUGCAUCCCGUCAUAAUGAAUUCUACGCCGUUCGAAAAUAUUCUCAACAAUUCUAGAAGCGUAGUGAAGGGGGCUUUCUUUACUUAAAUCUGCAUCCACCUUACUUUAUCAUUUUUAUCACUCUGCAUAUCUAAUUCGAAUGGUGUCAACGAUGGCAGCCACGACAAUUUUUAACCCAACCUUCAACGCCGCAUUCCCAAAACUAGCUGGAACGCCACCCAAGAUAAGUUUCACUAAAUCGCGUAGUGCCAUUUACCUUUCUCAAAAUGUCCCCCAUUGUAAGAUUUUGUUUUCAUCAAGAAAUUCUCUUUUCGCACCAAACAGAGUGCUUAUCAAUGAAAACAAGAGAAAAUUUAGGAGCUCAGUCAGAUGCCAAGCUACAGGAGCAGAUUCAAGAAUUACACAACAAAACUUUACAGAGAUGGCAUGGCAAGCGGUGGUGUCAGCUCCAGAAGUGGCGAAGGAGAGCAAACACCAAAUAGUAGAAACAGAGCAUCUCAUGAAGGCUUUGCUCGAGCAGAGGAACGGCCUUGCUCGUCGUAUAUUUGCCAAACUUGGUGUCGAUAAUACCACUCUGUUGCAAGUUACCGACAGGUUUAUACAAAGGCAGCCAAAGGUCCUUAGUGAACCUGCGGGUUCAAUGCUUGGGCGUGACUUAGAAGCAUUGAUUCAACGUUCAAACGACUAUAAGAGAGAGUAUGGAGAUUCUUUUGUAUCUGUGGAACAUUUACUUCUUGCAUUCACACAAGAUAAACGGUUUGGGCAACAGUUGUUCAAAGAUUUCCAGAUUUCUUUGAAGAAUCUCACCAAUGCCAUACAGGCGAUUCGUGGUACACAAAAAGUUACGGAUCAAGAUCCUGAAGGCAAGUAUGAAGCUUUGGAAAAGUACGGAAAAGAUCUGACUGAAAUGGCUAGACAAGGUAAGCUUGAUCCAGUCAUAGGACGUGAUGAUGAAAUUCGUAGAUGCAUCCAGAUUCUCUCAAGACGGACAAAGAACAACCCUGUGCUGAUAGGAGAACCAGGUGUUGGCAAGACUGCAAUAUCCGAAGGGCUUGCCCAACGAAUAGUGCAAGGAGAUGUUCCACAGGCAUUAAUGAAUCGCAAGUUGAUUUCCCUUGACAUGGGGUCACUGAUCGCUGGAGCAAAAUAUCGAGGAGAGUUUGAGGACAGGCUAAAGGCUGUAAUGAAGGAAGUUACAGAAUCAGAUGGACAAAUAAUUCUCUUUAUCGAUGAGAUUCAUACUGUUGUUGGAGCAGGUGCAACCAAUGGAUCUAUGGAUGCUGGCAAUUUACUGAAGCCCAUGCUUGGACGUGGAGAAUUGCGCUGCAUUGGAGCAACCACUCUCGAUGAGUACCGCAAAUACAUAGAAAAAGACCCAGCUUUAGAACGGCGUUUCCAGCAAGUCUAUGUUGACCAACCAUCAGUGGAGGAUACGAUCUCUAUACUCCGUGGUCUGCGUGAAAGAUAUGAACUACAUCAUGGUGUCCGAAUAUCUGACAGUGCCCUUGUGGAGGCAGCAUUACUUUCUGACCGUUACAUCAGUGGCCGUUUCCUGCCAGAUAAAGCUAUUGAUUUAGUUGAUGAGGCAGCUGCAAAGCUGAAAAUGGAAAUCACAUCAAAGCCCACUGCUUUAGAUGAAAUUGACCGUGCUGUGUUGAAGCUUGAGAUGGAGCGACUCUCUCUUACUAAUGAUACGGAUAAAGCCUCAAAAGAUAGGUUAACCCGUCUUGAAACAGAGCUGGGUCUUCUGAAGCAAAAACAGGAAGAGCUACAACAACAAUGGGAACAUGAAAAGUCUGUUAUGACACACAUUCAAUCCAUUAAGGAAGAGAUUGAUCGUGUGAAUCUGGAGAUUCAGCAAGCUGAGCGUGAUUAUGAUCUGAACCGAGCAGCUGAACUAAAAUAUGGCAGUCUGAUGUCACUACAAAAACAACUUGAGGCUGCUGAAAAGGAAUUAGAUGAGUAUCAAAGUAGUGGGAAGUCAAUGCUAAGGGAGGAGGUUACUGGGAGUGAUAUUGCUGAAGUAGUCAGUAAAUGGACUGGUAUUCCCCUCUCUAAACUUCAGCAGUCUGAGAGAGAAAAACUUCUGUACUUGGAUGUGGAAUUGCAUAAGCGUGUUAUUGGUCAAGAUCCAGCUGUCAAAGCAGUUGCAGAAGCAAUCCAACGAUCUCGGGCUGGUCUUUCAGAUCCUAACCGCCCCAUUGCCAGCUUCAUGUUCAUGGGUCCAACUGGAGUUGGAAAGACAGAAUUAGCGAAGGCUCUUGCCUCUUAUUUGUUUAAUACUGAGGAUGCUCUUGUGAGAAUUGACAUGAGUGAAUACAUGGAGAAACAUGCAGUCUCACGGUUGAUUGGAGCUCCUCCUGGCUAUGUUGGUUAUGAGGAAGGAGGGCAACUGACAGAGGCUAUUCGCAGAAGGCCUUAUGCAGUAAUUCUUUUUGAUGAAAUUGAGAAAGCGCAUUCAGAUGUUUUUAACAUUUUCCUUCAGAUUUUAGAUGAUGGAAGGGUCACAGACACGCAAGGUCGAACUGUAAGCUUCACCAACACUAUCAUUAUUAUGACUUCCAAUGUUGGUUCCCUAUAUAUUCUAAGUGCUCUUGAUGAUGAAGCUGGCUCAAAAGAGGAAGCCUAUGAAAAUAUGAAGAAGAGAGUAAUGGAAGCAGCACAGGCAACCUUCCGGCCCGAGUUCAUAAAUCGUAUUGAUGAGUAUAUUGUCUUCCAAUCUUUGGACCGUGAACAAAUAAGUAGCAUCGUGAGAUUACAGCUUGAUCGAGUCCAGGGGAGGUUAAGAGACAAAAAAAUAACAAUAAAAGUGACGGAGAGUGCAAUUGAACUCCUAGGAAGUAUGGGCUAUGAUCCAAAUUAUGGCGCAAGGCCAGUAAAAAGAGUAAUUCAGCAGAACAUAGAAAAUGAACUGGCUAAGGAAAUUCUUAGAGGGGAUCUCAAAGAGGAGGAUACAGUUCUUAUUGACACAGAAGUUACUGCAUUUUCUGAUGGCAAGCUUCCCCAUCAGAAGUUUGUCUUCAAGGUGGUUCCAACAAAUGCUUCAGUAAAUGGAUUAGAUGUUGGUGUCCCAAUAGGAUAGAGUUUGGAGGGCAUAACUGGUAACUAUUACUUUAUUUUAUAGUGUGACAAAGAUGGAUGAUUGGAGGGACGCUAAUAACAAAGAAAUUACAAUGAUACUUGUACGAUGAAACCAAUAAACAUAUUGAAUUAUAUAACUGAAUAAUGAAUUUUAAAAGUUCUACAGAUCAAUAUGGUCUAAAGGAUGUUGAAAGUUAUCAUUAUCAUCAUCAUCAAUGUUGAGGCUAGUGGGUACCUAGGGACUGUACAAUGUAAAAUAUGGAGCUGUAUGAUGCGUAGAGGAAAAUUUUGUACUCUCAAUAUGAAAGAAUAAAAUCUUUUUAAUUAUGGUGUAAAAA